Messenger RNA from Cercospora beticola, 1211 nucleotides. It is a transcript of the gene ATP4, whose product is annotated as F1F0 ATP synthase subunit 4. Gene Ontology annotation, biological process: proton motive force-driven ATP synthesis. Gene Ontology annotation, molecular function: proton-transporting ATP synthase activity, rotational mechanism. The record is from RefSeq and is a predicted model, not a curated record. NCBI's taxonomy places the organism in Eukaryota, Fungi, Ascomycota, Dothideomycetes, Mycosphaerellales, Mycosphaerellaceae.
CUCGCUUCACGACCGUGAGAGACAGCGACAUCAUCCAACACCACCCACUCCGCUCCCAUACCACGACAACAUGGCGUCGCGCUUGGCUAAGGGCGCUCUGGGCGCCAUUCGAGCCCGUCCCACCCUCCCUGUCCGCACCGCAUUCCCGGCCGUCACCACCACCUUUUCGACGUCGUCCGCGCGCUUCGAGGCUGCUCCCCCGGCCAAAGACCCAAAGAGCACCGCGAGCGCUAUUGUCGAUUCUCUCCCGGGCAACAGCCUUGCCUCAAAGACUGCCAUUCUCUCUGCCGGAGCUGCGCUCUCGGUGGCUGCCAUUAGCAAUGAGCUCUACGUCGUGAACGAGGAGUCCAUUGUCGCGCUUUCUCUGCUCACGAUCUACUGGGCUGUGUACACAUACGCUGGCCCUAUGUAUGGCGAAUGGGCACAAGGACAGCAUGAUAAGAUCAAGGGCAUCUUGAACGCUGCUCGUGCUGACCACACGAAUGCUGUGAAAGCACGCAUCAGCAACGUGCAGGAUCUUAGCAGUGUUAUUGAGGUCACCAAGGACCUCUUCGCUGUUUCCAAGGAAACUGCCCAGCUGGAAGCUCAGGCCUACGAGCUCGAGCAGAAGACUGCUCUCGCAGCGGAGGCAAAGACCGUUCUUGACUCUUGGGUCCGCUACGAAGGCCAAGUUAAGGCCAGACAGCAGAAGGAAUUGGCAGACUCUGUUAUUGCCAAGAUUGAGAAGUCGCUCUCGGACCCAAAGGUGCUCGACCAAAUUCUGAAGCAGAGUGUGGCCGAUGUUGAGCGUAUCCUCUCGCAGAAGCAAUAGAUGUCAGCAAUGACAGAGCAGUUGCGCCCAGUCCAGCGUGCAAGUCCGAAUGGGCUUCCUAAUGCACGGACAUGUAAAUAUCUAGAUGCGAAAUGCAGAUGUUCCCUUUGUUGCAUUGAGACUUCUACAGCUUGCACCCAGACGUCUGGAUAUCAGUCCAGAGACUAGCAUGACUGGAAGAGUGAAUACCGCGGGCGCAGUGUUAGAUGGCUGGCAAAUGUGACCACUAGAUCCUUGACAUUCGCGAGUGUUACAUGCGUGACAACAUUCGUCAGGACCUGCCAAGAAAAAUCAACCGCCGCUUAUCUUGCCCGACGCUAGCGAUGACCUAUAUCUAUCAUGAAAUUUGUAGCACGACUUAUUCACUUGCUCAAGAUAUCAAGCUGAAAACUUCCCAAGC